UGAGUGAAACUGAACGUGAAAUAGGUGAAAGAGCCGGAAAUCUCCAUUAAUUGAAUUCUUGGAUAAGUUGACAAACACCGGCACGGACCAAUUAACGGCAAUAAAGUCUUCCUUUCKAAAAUCCACUUAACCAAACUGUACAAAUUGACUAGCUUUAUCGGAUCACUAUACUUAGUGUCUUAAUUUGUUGACUUCGAAUGAACUAGGCGUGCAUCGAUCAACUCUUCUGUCAUGACUUUCAACUGCGAUCAAACGUUCUGAUCGUGCCUAGUUUCAAACUUGGUUCGUUGAUAAUGAAUCUGAAUGUAGUUAAAGAUGUUGUUCGUUCCAAACAAUCCCUGGAGGCAUCAGAUGUCGAGGAACACCAACGAGAGUCCUUACUGGAUAGUGAUACAYGUAKAGUUAGCAGCAYCGWCUGUGAGACUGAAGAGGACUGGGGGUGGUUGAAURUWAGACCAAAAUGUUUACAAUGGUUAAACACUUCACGAUGGAUGUUGGUGUUUGUUUGUUUGCUGACAGUGUUUCAAGGUAUGGCGGUCUAUACCUUCAUUCAAAUGUCUCUUCCCUCUCUAGAGAAGAGGUUUCUAUUMAACAGCAAGGAAACAGGGUUCAUAAUCUCAUCUCUGGAUAUUACGUCUAUGAUAUUUGGUGUAGUGAUCAGUUUUUAUGGAGGACAUAGUCCCAAGGGCAAGUGGUUAGGGUGUGGCGCCAUCAUUACUGGAAUCUCUUCAUGUUUGUACUCGCUACCGCACUUUUUGAGCGACUCUUUCGACCCAACAUCGGUUUUGACUGGUCGUCCUCCAUAUUGUUUCUUGAACCAUUCGUCCUUUUCUCAAGACCUGACAUGCAAUUCAAGAUCAUCUUCAUCGACGUUCUAUGCGGUUUUUGUAAUUUCUCAGCUUCUUGCAGGUAUAGGUUCGGCUCCAAUGCUGACUAUAGCACCUGCUUGGCUUGAUGAAAACGUCCACCCCAAACACGUUAGUUUAUAUUUAGGGAUUUUUUUCACUUCCUUUGUUCUUGGUCCAAGUUUUGGAUCUUUGAUUGGCGGGAAACUGUUGGAGAUUUAUGUGGAGCUAUCGCAGCCUCCAGGUGUUCAUCUUCAUCCGCGAGAUCAGCGUUGGAUAGGAGCCUGGUGGCUAGGUCCAUUAGGUGUUGGCUUUGUUCUUAUAUUGUUUGGGUUCCUUGUUCUUGGUUUCCCGAGCAAAUUACCAGGCUCACAACGCAUGCGCAAUGAGGCUGUUCAGAAUGGUUACAUUAUAAAGAAGAAUAACGCUAUCCAUGGAUCAUUAAAAGACAUGAUUCCUGCUACUAGACUACUCUUUACCAACUGUCCUCUUGUGUCUUUUAAAUGGAGAUGUUACAUUCUAUCUUAUAGCACCUCYAGUCUUGGUUUAGAMAGCGCGUGCAAUGAAGGUUGUCAAUGUACGACAUCAAAAUAYAUGCCACUUUGUGGYRAUGGUGGUGUCAAUUACUUCUCUCCGUGCUACGCUGGCUGUCCGUUGAAGAAUCAAACAAAGGGUUUCUUUACAAACUGCUCUUGUGCACCUCAUAUCGAAACUGACGUAACGUCGGUGCUAAAGACGGGAAUGUGUAAGAAGAGGUGCGACUAUUCCUACCUUUUCUUUGGAAUCUUGUUUGCUAUGACGAUCAUUGGAGUCAGUGAUAGCAUUCCAAGCGAGAUAGUUAUGUUUAGGUCUGUACCUGAUAACCAGCGGUCUUAUGCCUUAGGAAUUCAGUUUGUUUUAAGUAAGCUAAUGGCUUCAGUUCCUGGGCCAAUCAUCAUCGGUUACGUCAUCGACCAAAUCUGCUCGCUAUGGAAAACUAAGUGCGGUCAGCGGGGAAAUUGUUUGAAUUAUGACUAUGACAAGUUAGGUUGGAUAAUCGUGUCAUAUGCAAUACCUCUCAAAGUGUUAUCUCUGCUGUUCUACUUCCUGUCCUGGCCAAAUNUAAAGACGGGAAUGUGUAAGAAGAGGUGUGACUAUUCCUACCUUUUCUUUGGAAUCUUGUUUGCUAUGACGAUCAUUGGAGUCAGUGAUAGUAUUCCAAGCGAGAUAGUUAUGUUUAGGUCUGUACCUGAUAAYCAGCGGUCUUAUGCCUUAGGAAUUCAGUUUGUUUUAAGUAAGCUAAUGGCUUCAGUUCCUGGGCCAAUCAUCAUCGGUUACGUCAUCGACCAAACCUGUUCGCUAUGGAAAACUAAGUGCGGUCAGCGGGGAAAUUGUUUGAAUUAUGACUAUGACAAGUUAGGUUGGAUCAUCGUGUCAUAUGCAAUACCUCUCAAAGUGUUAUCUCUGCUGUUCUACUUCCUGUCCUGGUAUUAUUGUAAGGACUUGGAUGACGUGACAGAUGUCACAACACCUAAUCAUCCRGGAAAGAACACCGCUGAGUAAAAUAGGCCAAAUUGGUCUAUUGCAGAACUUCAAAUAAUGAUAACAAUUAUAGCUUAUUGAUAUUAAUAUAUCAAUAGUUAAUUGAUAAUGGCUUACUGUUAAUAGUAAACAUUAGGAAGAUAGUAAAUCAAGAAGUAGUAGUAAGGAAGACAGAGCACAAGCGUCUGUUAGUGAAGAAUACGGGAGGGGGGAGGCACUCCUCCCUCUAUUGAUCUUACAAGUUUACGUCCGACAAUUUGCGCAUUGGCGCGUGAUGGUGUGCACAUCAUUGUGGAAUAGAUGUAGAAAAUCAUUUUACAAUGAUGAUGAAACAACAAUGUACUAUUAACAAUGUUAAUCUACGAUUUCAGGACACACUUAUGUUAUGUUAAAAUGCUUCGUACGAGGGUGGUGGAGGGAGGGGGAUUUCGGCCUGAUUUUCAAAGUAGCAGUUGKUCAAUUGAAGGCAGUUGUGCAGUAGAUUCGGUAGGUAGCAAUGCAAGUAUAAAAAUCAGACAUCGUUAAAUCAUUAGAUGUUCUUAGAUCAGUA
Molecule: messenger RNA, 2916 nt
Organism: Exaiptasia diaphana
Lineage: Eukaryota; Metazoa; Cnidaria; Anthozoa; Actiniaria; Aiptasiidae
Product: solute carrier organic anion transporter family member 4C1
Exons: 12
Coding region: 294-2387 (697 amino acids)
Biological process (GO): transmembrane transport
Cellular component (GO): membrane
Molecular function (GO): protein binding
Source: RefSeq, a predicted model, not a curated record